Molecule: messenger RNA, 315 nt
Organism: Caenorhabditis bovis
Lineage: Eukaryota; Metazoa; Nematoda; Chromadorea; Rhabditida; Rhabditidae
Source: the annotation of a GenBank genome assembly
AUGUUCGACCCGCUGAAGCUUGCUUCUUAUGACGACACCCUUGUGCCGGCCAUUGAAGGAAAUGGUGAUUCCUCAAAACAUUCGAUGCAAGUAUACGCCACGCCGAAAUCCUCAAAAGGUAAUAUUGCAAUUGAAGCGCACAUAAUCAAUACGUUUAUUGAAUUACUUUUACAUUGUAUAUCAAUCCCGGACACCGAAGAGAAGAUGAUGCGAAUUGCCGUUACAGUAAUCACGGAAAAUUAUAUCGAAUACUUAUGUAAUCGCGCAAGGAGGCUGCGAAUUGAGGAGGAGCUCUCGAACUCGCGCCAUAGUUAA